Messenger RNA from Dromaius novaehollandiae (emu), 906 nucleotides. RefSeq names its product sperm microtubule inner protein 2 (gene SPMIP2). The record is from RefSeq and is a predicted model, not a curated record. NCBI's taxonomy places the organism in Eukaryota, Metazoa, Chordata, Aves, Casuariiformes, Dromaiidae.
AUGCACGGACAAGCAUCUCCAACCAAACUCUCAGCAGGUGCUGCCCGGGCGGUGUCACAGGCAGGGCUGACAUGUCACAACGCGCCAGUGCUCAGCGGGCCGGGCCAAGCGGACGCGGUGGGCUGGAGCCGGGGGAGCCUGCCCCAUGCGGUCCCCCCCGCGCCGAGCCCCGCGGGGGCAAGGGUGGUCUUCACAGGCCCAGACGGAAUAGGCGACUACAGACCAAGGAGGCCUGAGGAUGCUCAUUCCGUAGGAGCGACAUCCCCGGCAGCGGAGGGCACCAGCGAUGCCUGCUACCCGUGGCCUGCCCCCCGCGCCGCCCGCGUCUCGCCCCGCAGAGCUCGCCGCGCCGGGGAGGCCGGGCGGGCUGUCGGAGGGCUCAGCCAGCUCGGCAGACAAACCCUGCAGAGCGGGAGGCAGAUCAAGGACCCGAACGACCGCACCGAGCAACCCAGACCCCGAAGCCAAAAAGUCGGCGAGAACAGCGCCGCGGCCCGCGGUGUCGGACUCCAGAGCAGUGCUGACUUGGAGAGGAGUACCAACCUUUUUGCCAACAACGGACCGUUUCGACAGGCUGCUGAAGAUAGAAUAACACAUCGAUACCAAAAUCCAUGGCAGCCUGCUCCCUCUGUUCUUGAACAGCAAGGCCACAACGCAAGGGCUAGGCUUGCCUGGAAUUUGACCCCCGAGGACAAGGGCUGCAAUGAUUCAGGACAGUCACUUGUCACAGACACCUGUGCUUCCAAAUUAAAAGCUAUGGAGCUCUAUCUCUUCCCUUGCACUACAGCAGCACUUACUGGAGCCAAAUUCACCUUCUUAACCCAGCAGACUGUCAUCAACAUCCUUUUUUUUCCUGCAAAAGAGUUUCACCUGCUUAUGAGGGGUCUGGAGCAAGUUGCAGCAUAA